GCUAUAUACAAACAACAUGGUGGAUCAGCUGUUUUCAUUUUUCGAAAAUUGGGGAUUAUUUUCGUGAAAAACGUAUUGUAAUGGUACAAUAGCCAUGUGUGAAUUAAAAUGGGUUCAAUCGCAUCUGUGCUACAAUGGCACUGUCAGGUGUGUGGCCAAAUCAACCCAACGGAGAGUGUAAAGUGUUUAAAAUGCGAAACGAAAAGAAUUUCGAGUCAUGACGGCGGAUCCUCCAGGGAAAACUGUAGAGAUUCAUCGUCUGAAUACACUUCGCGUACGGGAAGAAGCGAGGGCACCACGCCAGGGUCGGAAGCCAUCGUCAUACCGACCGAAAACUCAUUCUAUAGUGGAUGGUCGUGCGUGGGGUCUGCACCGGAGGCGUCGAGAGCGUGGCGCUGUGGGUGCGGACUACGCAACGUAUCAGCUGCUUGGCGCUGUGCAGCUUGUGACACUCUCGCUCCCCACGCACCUGUAUACAGGCUCUCUGAUGACGAGGAUCAAGGUCCAGGGAUGACAGACAAGAAUAAAUCAGGUGAAGACAACACUAUGAUAAGGUCCAACACCCUAGCUGUACCAGCAUACAGACCCGCUUCGAGUCACCCUGACAGCCGAAGACUUAACCUCGACCUCCAGUCCCUCAGGCUAUCGCCAACACAGCUAACAGACCAAGCUCAUGGUGUCUCCAGGUCCCUUUCCCACGGCUCUGUGAUAAACUCUCAUAAGUGGUGGAACUUGGAUGAGAACAGGAGUACCAUCAAUAGGCCGACAAGCUUAAUGCUCUCAGAAAGAUAUUCGAAUACUGCCCAGCACUACCCUAGAGAGUCGUUUUUAAGGAGCCUCCAUACUGUUACGAGAAAACCUAAAAAAUGCAAUGAGACAAAAUCGAAUUGGGAAUUGAAUUACGUGAAGGAAUAUCAAAGGGAGCAGAGCAGGGGCUUGCAUUUAAAGAAGUGGUCUUGCAGCAAAUGUACUCUUGAGAAUUCUGGAAUAAGAACGCACUGUGAAGCUUGCAUGUCUCCGAGAGUAUACGCACAAGCAAGAAUUCCUAAUUCCCGAGGCUUGAGCGUGACCACUUUAGGUCGCCACGAAACCUUGGGCAGGGAAGGAGCCACAUCGCUUCCGUCGUCAGGUGGAGUUAUGAUAACAGUUCCCGAUUGGCCGCAAACAGAAACCUCUGCGUUAGGCUCGUCGUUGCGUCGUUCGAUCAGCGCCCAGAAUUCACCAGAAAUCCGGCCCACGUACCGGCGGUCCUUCUCCGAACAGACGAACGCAGAACGACCCACAGGCAAAGUCAUAUCGAGCAGACGAAGCUUGAACGAUUACCACAAGUCGCUGGCGAAUUACUGCGGCAGUCUCGGCAAGACUGAGAACCGGAACGAAUUGGCCGAGUCCAGAAUCGAAGAGGACAAUCUGGAGCUGAUCGACAAGGAAGUCAGCUGGGAUACGAAUGCUGAAGGCGUUAUUUACGCAUUACCGAACAAAGGUAAAUACAAAGACCUGAAUCUUCAGCUGCAAGUCAACAACAACGGGACCAGGUACUCGUACGUUUCCGUUCAGGAUACAAGAAACGUGAUGAGCAAUUCCCAGAACGAGGCUCUCUACUCUAACGACAUAGGAGACGGAGAUUACGCGAGGAUUGAUGAGCUCUUGGGUGCCGAGAAUUGCAUAUCGCCCGACACGGCCAGUAACAUCAGGACCUCGCAUAUCUGCGGGGCUGGGAAGGAGCGUCCCGGGAGCCCUAAGUUUAACAUGCUGCCCUCUGUGGGGAAAGUCUCUCAUAACCCUCGGGAGGUCAACAAAGAGACACAGCAGACCAAUCGAGAGAGUCGGCUGUGGCAAUGCGGCGAGUGCUGGUUCGCUUACAACUCGUGGUCGUCCAGAGCCUGCGACGUGUGCCGGAGCCCUAGGCCUCCACACGCCUCUGUUACAUUACACGCACAUUCCUCUAAUAAUCCGUCGCGGUCGGUGAACCCCUCCGACCCCAGCACUAGCGGCACAGCUGCAGAAGCGAGUCACUCGGAUGUACCUAAGAAGCUGACGGUGCCGAUAGCGUCCCUGGACCACGACCUCAACAGUGACGAGCUGCUGUUCGCUGUCGAGUCGGCGGGUGUCAGCGGCGGCGGGGGGCCGGGCGGGGGGCAGGGCGGGGCGUGGCCGUGCGGGCGCUGCACGCUGCUUAACGAGUCCCAUGCCGCCGCGUGCGCCGCCUGCGCUGCCAGCAGGCCGCCGCCCGCAGACUGCUGGUCUUGCAGCUCGUGCACCCUCCGCAAUCCGGCGUCCGCCGCGCUGUGCCUUGCCUGCAAGACGCCGCCCGUACCCAGGCACGCAACGACCUCGGCUGAUGUCCACGGGCCCGUUGGUCGAAGUCCGUCUCCGCGACGGAACAAGCCCACGCCGGCGCUGCCCAGACGGGGGUCAAGGCACAAAACGCCACCACCGGAGCCCAAGGCGGAGUGCUCGGAGUGGUCGUGUACGGAGUGCACGUACAUGAACGCGAGCGCGGCCGCGUGCUGCGACAUGUGCACCAGCCCCCGCCUGCCGCCCCCCGACCGCGCGCCCCCCGAGGACCCGCUCUCGCCUGAGGGCGCGGAGGGUGCGUGGCAGGGCGGCGAGGGAGGGGAGGUGGAGUUGCUGCAGGACGACGGGGACGCGUGGGCGCAGUGGCAGGACGUGCUCGCGCAGUGCGCCGCGACGGGGGAGCCGUACGUGGACCCCAUGUUCCCCGCGAGCCCGCGCUCGCUGUACUACGCGGGGUCCUGCGGGAGCGGCACCAGGUGGCUGCGGCCCCGGCAGCUGCACGUGGACGCCGACCCCCGCCUGCCCUGGGCGGUGUUCCGGGACCCGCGCCCCUCCGACAUCUCGCAAGGCGUGCUGGGGAACUGCUGGCUGCUGUCGGCCCUGGCGGUGCUAGCGGAGAGGUCGUCGCUGGUCCGCGGGGUGCUGCUGCGCGCGGAGCCCAGCAUCGGCGCCUACCAGCUGCGGCUCUGCAAGGACGGCCGCUGGAGGACCCUCACCCUGGACGACUUGCUGCCGGCCAACAAAAAGGGACACCUCGUCUAUUCGCAGGCGAAAAGGAAACAGCUGUGGGUGCCGCUGAUAGAGAAGGCGGUGGCCAAGCUGCACGGGUGCUACGAGGCGCUGGUCUCCGGGAGGGCCAUCGAAGGUCUGUGCACGCUGACGGGCGCGGCGUGCGAGUCCGUGUCGCUGCAGGCCGGCGCCGCGCCCCUCGAGCAGCUGGACCGGGACCUGGUGUGGGCGCAGCUGCUGUCCUCGCGCCAGGCCUGCUUCCUCAUGGGCGCCAGCUGCGGCGGCGGCAACAUGAAGGUGGACGAGGAAGAGUACCAGCGGCUAGGGCUUCGCCCCCGGCACGCGUACUCCGUGCUGGACGUGGUGGAGGCCGGCGGGGCCCGGCUGCUGCGGCUGCGCAACCCCUGGGGGCACUACACGUGGCGCGGCGCCUGCCCCCCGCCGCCGCCGCCCCCGCACCCCGCGCCGCCCCCGCACCACGACCGGGACCACGGCGUCUUCUGGAUCAGCUUCGACGACGUGCUCAAGUACUUCGACUGCAUCGACAUCUGCAAGGUCCGCUCCGGGUGGCAUGAGGUCCGCCUGGCCGGGAUCCUGCCCCCCAUGUCCUCCACGCGCCACCUCACGUGCCUGCUGCUGACCGCGGACCAGCCCACCGAGCUCGACCUCACGCUGUUCCAGGAAGGCCAGAGGAACUCUGCAAAAAGCCAGCGGUCCCAGCUGGACCUGUGCGUGGUGGUGUUCCGCACCAGGUCGGGCCCCACCGCGCAGGUCGGCAAGCUGGUCGCGCACAGCAAGCGACAGGUGCGCGGCUUCGUGGGAUGCCACAAGAUGCUGGAGAAGGGCUGGUACCUGGUGGUGUGCCUCGCCUUCAACCACUGGCACACGGGGCUGGAGGCGGCGGGCGGCGCCGACUGGCCGCGCCACGUGCUCGCCGCGCACGCCUCCAAGCCGCUGCGGCUGCGGCGCCCCCGGCCUCCGCCCCACCUGCUCGCCGACGCCAUCAUCGGCCUCACGCUGGCGCGCGGGCAGCGCCACGAGGGCCGCCAGGGCAUGACCGCGUACUAUCUCACCAAGGGCUGGGCCGGGCUGGUGGUGAUGGUGGAGAACAGGCACGCGGACAAGUGGAUCCACGUGAAGUGCGACUGCCAGGAGAGCUACAACGUGGUGUCCACGCGCGGGGAGCUCAAGACCAUCGACUCGGUGCCGCCGCUGCACAGACAAGUGAUAAUAGUGCUCACGCAGCUGGAAGGCAGCGGCGGCUUCUCCAUAGCGCACCGGCUGACGCACCGCCUGGCCGCGGGGGGCAGGCUGUCCGAGUGGGCCUCCGCCCCCCACCGGCCCCCGCUGGCGCCCCCGCUGCGGGGACUACACGCUCCCAGGCUCAUCGGGUAACCGCUCGACGAACAAUAGUUAUCGGUUUCAAAGAAUACCGGCGACGACCCUGCAGUCUUCAGUUGGUUCUAGACCCAUUCGCGUUCUCCACAUUUACCUGAACUCACAACUGUGUGUAUUAUGUGAACGACUUAGUCUGUUGUUAACAAUGAUAAUAUUUAGUUUUGUAAUUCGACAAUUGAUAUUAGGCCCCCUUUUUUACACGUUUUAGCAGAUCAUGUAGACACGCGCACUCCUUAGGAAUCUCAAUGCGGCGCUAUGUGUUGAGGACAGAAUAGCUUUCUUUAUUUACUCAUAUCAAGAACUUGCACGACGAUGCGAGACAACAGCCCGCCCCCCGACGUGACCCCCUGGUCCCCCGGUGGGGGGAGCGGGGGGGGUCGAUGUCCGGUUGCGGAAACUAUUUGUGUAUUUUCCGAGCUGGUGUCGCGGUGACGUCACGGACACGAGCCGAGUACCGUCAACAAAAACGACUCGCAUCCGAAGAAUGCGAUUCUCAAAAAAUUUUGCGAUCAACAAAUUUUGCUGAUUGACAAAAUAAGAUAUUAGACAUAAGUUGUAGUUUCAUGUUAAUUGUACAAACAAAAAUACUUUUUUUUUUAAUAUAUAUAUAUAUAUUUUUUUUCCUUUUUAGAGACACACUAGUAUAUUUAAUAAUUACAGUACCUAUGUAGGGUAGUCGAUAAUUUUAGUCUUUACAAUAUAUACGUGCGAAUCACCGGGAAACAACACUAAACAUAUAAUUUUACACGUUGGUACAAAAUAAAAUGUAAAAAAUUUAAAAAAAAAGCUGCCGAUUUUGAAUGUUUGGUUUUAAAUAGAUUGAAUUCGUUAGACGGUUCGGUGUUUGUUCGUUGAUAAUGCGCGCGUCCACAGACGAUAGAACACAAUAUGCGACAGACGAUGUUUUUAUAAAUCUCGAUUAAGACGAAAAUCUUAGUUUAUUUUUGACUGACUCGGUGGUGCUGUAGUUAGCGGCCCUGACUGUUGCGCCCAGGGUCGCAGGUUCGAUUCCCGCGUCAGGCAAACUAUUAUCUAUAUUAUUCUAUAUAUUUGUAUAUUUAAACGUAUAUAAGUGCGUAUGUCAGUCUCUGGUACCCAUAAACUAGGAAGUCCUAAUUUGGGGGCGGAUGACCGCGCGUUAUUUAUUCAUAGUUAUAUAUUUAUUAUUGUUUAUUAUUUUCCGAUUUUUGUUUUUUUCUAGUGCAUGGAUGGACGAACUCACAGCCCACCUGGUGUUAAGUGGUUACCGGAGCCCAUAGACAUCUACAACGUAACUGCGGCACACCCACUUUAAGAUAUAAGUUUUAGAACUACCCUCCAAAAUGAAACGCAUUACUGCUUCACGGCAGAAAUAGGCAAGGCGGUGGUACCUACCCGCGCGGACUCACAAGAGAUCCUACCACCAGUCGAUUUUGUAUUCGAGUCGGUGCUCAAACAAAAUUAUUUUGACAUAAAAUCAUCAAAUUGUAACGCGAGCGAAUUAGCGCGAUUGUGCGGCAAAAGUAACUGUUGACCGUCGUAACUACGGUAGGCGGUGGCUUGGCUCUGCCCCUGACAUUGCUGGAGUCCAUGGGCGAUGGUAACCACUCACCAUCAGGUGGGCCGUACGCUCGUAUGCCUACAAGGGCAUUAAAAAAAAUUAUGCAUUUUUUCCUACCUAUUCUAGUAACCUCGGUGGGUUAUUCUAGAUUCAUCGAGCUAGUAGGUGAGCUCACGGGGCUCAAACCGGAGUGUUUCUAACACCAGCCCUAGCAAGAGCCGUGCGCCGCAGAAUUUACCACGGAUCGGAAACGCGACCCACUGAGAAGAUCCGACGAGAAACUCAGUGGGCUGUGUCUGUGGGUUAAUUUACUCGCCGAGCCCUUCGUCGCAAGCGACGGGUUCGGUGAGGACGGUGACCGGUGCUUGAAGUACCUAGAAGCACCGUUAAUGGAUCGCGAGGAUCCGAAAUUACGUGAUCAUUAAAAACUGAAGAUACUCUGAUUUUAAAUGACAAUUAUUUUAAUGAUAAGAUACAAUUUAAUUAAUUUUGACUUUAUGAUAUUGUGUGACCAUGUCGCGAUAGACACUUCAAGUAAAUACUCAAGAUAAACAUCAUAACGAGGGGGUGAAAGGCUAUUUGGUUUAAGCGACAUUUCGCUUAAUACGCUACAUUUAUCUUCACUACAUAGUAUAAAACAAAGUCGCUUUCUCUGUCCCUAUAUCCCUAUGUGUGCUUAAAUCUUUAAAACUACGCAACGGAUUUUGAUGCGGUUUUUUGACGUGACAACGUCUUAUAAUUCGAUGGAGCCGGCUGCGCGCAUGAAAAAACAUGACUCAUGCGGCGUUACCUCGCUCUGAGGUAACGCCGCAUGGUAACGCUCGUCAAUUGUUUAUAGCAACGAUAAUUGCGGUAAUGAUUCUUUCGAUAUUAAAUAUAUGUGCAGUGAUAUAUUGUCGAAUAUUCGUGCUUUCAUCAUUAAAAUAAAUAGCACCGGUCCGCUAGUACAGCGAUUGUAGGUUAUGCUAUAAUUGACAAAACAUUUCAUCAGUAUUUUCUUAUGACGUUGUCACGUUCAACUAUCAGUAAACCGACUUUACAGACAACCGAUUUUUUUAAUAGAUAGAGUGAUUGAAGACGAAUGUUUAUAUGUAUAAUAACAUCCAUUAAAUAGUGGAGAAAUCAAUAAUAAAUUACAGUUUCCGAAGCGAAGCGAGGGCGGGUCGCUAGUUGUAAAUAAAGGUGCGUUUUAUUUGGUAUUAGCAUCGACAUUUCGAUGUUUUUAAUUGAACUUUAUAACGCGCACAUCCCUAUUUGUUCUCGUGGGUCUCGGAGGGGCAUGCAUGCGGGCGGACGGGCAGCUUCACACGCACGAAACUUCGAGAAAGGAGUCAGUCCUACAGUCGAUAUAACACCAUUGAACUAUACCUUACAUGGACAUCAUUAAAACUAUACACCUUAAACUGGGAUAGUUUUUUAAUUCGUUAUAACUUCAAUUAAGUUUCCUUAAUUAAAUAGCUUUUUGUUUUUUUUUUCCAAGUUUUAAACUUUAAAUGGCUCUCCUGUAAAGUUGCAAAAAUGUCGCCUAAACAAAAAAGCCUCUCACUCGUCGAUAAGUAGGUAAUACAUGUAUUUUUUUUUAAAUAUAUUUUACUGUCUUGGAAACAAAGUCCUUUAAGCCAAAUCCGUAUUUCGGUUUCUUUAGUAAAUGAAUAACAUGUCUACGGCACAGACUUUGCGAUUGUUGAGUGUUGCCAGACUACAACCACUCCACGCGCACAGACUUUCACGCAAUAUUUCAAGAGAUUAUUUCUUAAAAAUUUUAAACGAAAAUCACUCGUCUAUUAUUAUUGUUACAAUUAUUUUAGUUAUAAUGUAAGUGAUAUCACCGGAUCUUGCCAUUGUUUGCUUUAACAACGAUUGUUUAAGUUAAUUAAUUAUAAUUUUUUUUGUAUAGUUUAGCUUCGAAUAGUUAAUUAUGAAGAUAAAUUAUAUUAUGUAUUAUCUCAGUUCCGUUCGUCGCUAAAAAGAUUACGUAUUGUUUAAUUAUAGAUGUAUUUCGUUUUAAAAUACGAUAAUGCUAUUAAAUGAUAUUAUAUUUAAAUCGAUACACUGCUAAUCUUCAUUUUUAUCCUUGGAUGACACUGAAGUCAAACACCUUAACACUUGCUGUGGUCCUCCCACCGAUCUUUGAUACUUUGAAAUUGCUCCACGCACAUUUUGACAGAAAUUUUGUUUACUUAGAUUCCAAUUGCUAACUUUUUUUUUAAUUCGCAUACUUAAUGUAUUAUUUAUUAUGUACAAAGUUUUUAUUCUCGAAUUUUUAUGAAUUUCGGUGAGUACUGAAAACCACGGGCCUAGGCCAAGUGGAGUUUAUUUUCAGUUUUAAUUUCGUCUGAUGUUUCGUCCUGCAAAAACCUUCCGAACAAUCCGGCACGUUUUUAAAAUUGUGGCUUUUUGCAUUGUAAAAAAAUAUUUUUGGGUAAAUCUAAUAGCUUGAUGGUGAAGGUGCUUUGGUAUGACUCCAAAAGUAUUAUUUAUUAUUAUUAUAAAUAUAUUAGAAGGAGUAAUGACGAACGUGACUCUGAUAGUUCAUUAGUAAGAGAGUUGUUGUAUCUUAAAGUACUUAAUCGUACAUUAAUGGCCUAGUCUAGACCAGUGAUGGGUAAAGUGCGGCCCGGAAGUAUUUAAUCCGGCCCGCCGAGAGUCCAUCCAUCUUAAAUAUUCUAGUCACCAUUUUGGCGCGUAAAAUAAAAUCUGACGUUUAUAAUUGAAAAUCUUGGAAUUUUUAAUGAAAGCUGCAAUUCGUCAGGGGUGUUUUGAGCGUUCAUUAUAUCAUAGUUAACUUGCCAUCAUUAUAAGUAUCUCGGCAGUCUGUCACAGGUAUUAGUUUAUUUAUUGGGAAAAUGCCAUUCUUAUCACCUAUCUAUCACACGCCUCACGUCUCACACGCCUAAAAAGGCGUAAAAAUAAAAGGUCUUUUGUUUAUCAAAAAGCUUUAAUAUAUAGACUUUGUAGCCCGCCAUUAAAAAUGUUUGCCCACCACUGGUCUAGACUAAUUACGUGCAAUACAUGACAUUAAUAUUAGUUCGUUUUGAUUCAGUAUGUUUGUUUGUGUGUGUACCGUCGACAGCACAACAUUGUAUUACUGUAUCGUUAUUUAAUAAUAUUGGUUUUUUUUUAAAGAAAAGUAAGUGCAUUUUUAUAACCUAAUUCUGUAUCUGAUGUAUACAAAUGUAUGUCUGUUUGUUUAUGUUGGACCACGUUUGUAUUUCGUUUAUGGGAUGUAGUUGAAGCUGGAUACAGUGGCGGCCAUGGCGACCGUACACUGCAGUGUAGCGAUGUGACAGCGGAUCGCGACACGACACUAGUCGUCACAUUUACACUCGGUUUUGUUUGAGCUUAUGCGAGUAUUUAUUUAUUUUUUAGUUAUAUUAGUACUGAAAAUAAGUUACACAUAUUUUUCGAAAGUUGCUGAAGGAUUUUUGAAAAAACUUGAAAGAAUAUGGCUAUUUAUAAAUGUUAUUAUCUUAUUAAAAGUGUUGUACGUGCGCGCGCUAAGACACAUCCGUACAGGUCGAUACUUAAUAUCUAUAAUCGAACUGCGUAAUAGUCGGUAUUCCGACGCUCCGCACGCUUUAAUUGAGAGUCAAUCUAUCGACGGUUCGCGCUCGGCUACUAAAUAAAUAUAUACUCGCACGGUUCGAAGGAUGAGACACGAGAGUUCGACCUCAUGCCUCAAGACGGGCGACGGCGUUUACCUUCUGAUGUCUAUGGGCUCUUGAGACCCUUACACCCGAGCUAGGUCUAUAUUUAAUGAAACCAAUUCAUUCCGUUGUAAUGUUGUAAUUAUUUAAGUUGUCGGAGCAUGUGUAGCGCGCGCUAUAUUCCGCCGGUACUACAUCAUAAAAACACAUUCGUAUGUAAAUAAAAUUAUGCAAUAAAAAUUUUUUUCUACCUAUGCUGAUAGCCUUGAGAGGCUAUAUCAGCGUUACCCUUGCGUGUAAGUGAGCUCUCGGGGCUCAAACCGGAGUGUUGCUAUAGCAAGAGCAGUGCUUCGUAGAAUCUAGCACCGGAUCGGAAACGCGACCCACUGAGAAGAUCCGGCGAGAAACUCAGUGGACUGUGUAUGUGGGUGUAAUUGAUUAAAGAUGUACUUUUACACACAAUUAAAACUGACCUAAAAUCACAAUUAUGUUUUAAGAAUUAUUAUUUUUGUAAUCUAAAAAGUCGAAUGUUGAUUAUUAUCAUCUGUGACAGGCGAAUGAAAAAUCUUCACUGUUAAUUUAGAGAAGCAUUUCGAUACAAAUUCACAACUAGCAACAUUAAGAAUGUUAAGGCUUUAUGGCAACACCGACAAUUAUUUUUGAGAAAUGUAUUUUCGACGCUAACGUGCCAUGGGGUACUUUUGGAUGUAAAUUUAUUGAUGAAAUAAGUGUAUUUAAUUUAAUUUUUUUGUUUUAUUUUAAUUCACAACUCCCCGUGCGAAAAAUCGGCACGGAUUUUACGGCAGUUCUCUAAAAACAUCUGUAUAUCUGAAUCUUUUGUCUACAUACUGACUAUAUAUAGUCUGCAUACUGUUUGUAUUACCUGUGUACAUUAUUUGUUUCGGUAACCAUAGCAACGCGCCACAGAUCACGAAACGCCAAGGGAACUGUCGCAAACAAAUUCUAGACGCUUUGUUAAUCUGUAAUAGUUUUAAACGCACCGAUUCUAAAACUUUUGGUAAGCCAGUGCGCAAACAAACAUGUUUGAUAAAUGUUUUAUAAACCACAUCGUAUAAUUAGUUUAUGCGUAAUGUAAUGUAAACGUAGGGACGGCUUAGGCAUUAAGGACGAGCGGCCGAGUUAUUAUGAGUAAUUAUGUACGUAUUAAGGAAAUACAGUUAUUUAAAUUUGA
Messenger RNA from Bombyx mori (domestic silkworm), 10804 nucleotides. RefSeq names its product calpain-D (gene sol). Gene Ontology annotation, biological process: proteolysis. The record is from RefSeq and is a predicted model, not a curated record. Gene Ontology annotation, cellular component: cytoplasm. The coding region runs from base 109 to 4422 and encodes 1437 amino acids. The transcript is spliced from 21 exons. Lineage: Eukaryota; Metazoa; Arthropoda; Insecta; Lepidoptera; Bombycidae. Gene Ontology annotation, molecular function: calcium-dependent cysteine-type endopeptidase activity.